Messenger RNA from Topomyia yanbarensis, 11405 nucleotides. It is a transcript of the gene Tm1, whose product is annotated as tropomyosin-2. Gene Ontology annotation, molecular function: actin filament binding. The record is from RefSeq and is a predicted model, not a curated record. Lineage: Eukaryota; Metazoa; Arthropoda; Insecta; Diptera; Culicidae. The coding region runs from base 16 to 2682 and encodes 888 amino acids. Gene Ontology annotation, biological process: actin filament organization; muscle contraction. The transcript has 8 exons. Gene Ontology annotation, cellular component: actin filament.
AAGCGUUAAUUUAGAAUGAUCGGAGUGAUAUCUUAUGGAAACCGGAAGCGUGGAUCAAGUUGUUUUAGUAGUCAAAAUCGCAUUUCCGGCGGAAAUGGUGGAAAAAGAACCCGAAAGACACGGCAUGCACGAAAUCGUGCAGCGGCCAUGUCGAAUCGUAGUAUAAGUGCUAGCCGCGAGAGAGCGUCCCUGGCACUGAUCAACUGUGGCGUAGAGCAGGCAAUAUGGGCGAAUACGGAGGCGAAAACGGAGCGCCACCGAGCAGCGAAACCAGAAACUGGCAGACGUAGCGCAGUGUCAGUGACAGCAGCCAGUAAAAAACAAGAACAAGUACGAUCGCAAAGUUCGGCAAGUUUGGCCGAUGGUGGUGCUUCUGGUGAAAUGUGCGAAAAUAAUCCCGUUCCGUCUGGUGGUGGCACGGGAAGGAAACGAGGUCACCAGCAUCAUCCCCGAUUCGGGGGCAGCCGUAAAUCGGCCGUACCAGCGGAGGAAGUGAUAGCAGCUUUACGAGGUGCCUUUGACAACGGCGGAGGAGUGCCACUAGUUGUUACGGGCAGUGGAGGUAGUAUUAGCAGCAGCUCGUCAUCGUCGUCACUGCUGAUUGGUACGGUAAACACAGACAUAAUCAUCUGUAGCGAUGAAAAUGCUAAUCCGCAACGGAAUGUCAACCGUGUGGAGGAGUACAAACAAACACCAAUGGUAAUCGAUGCUGAUACUGACGAAUGCACUGUCAGCUGCAACGAUGAUGAUCUUGUAAAUAACAAUAGCAGCAAUCUAGGCCAGGAUCUCAAUGCGGAAGUGGAACUGUUUCAAGAUCCAAUUGAGAGCAUAGUGGAGGUUGAUGAAAGGCUGACAGAGCCAAGUGAUGAGUUGAUUAAUCAACAACAACAAAGCAAUAGUCUAAUUAGUAGCGACAUAAGCAAUAGCACCGCUAGUAAUGUAAUAGUGAUAGACGAUGACGAAGAUGAUGACGGUGGAGGCAGUGCAGCAAGCGGGGAACCACUGGUAAUUAAGCUGGACGAAGUGACCAGCGGUCAGGAGCUAGUCAAACAAAUCACUAAAAAGCUGAAACGAAGCAAAAAAAGUCCGUCCUCGGAUGAUUCCAGCAGCGCAAGCGUUAGUCGGAAAAAAUCCAGUAGCAGUAGCAAAAAAUCUUCCAAAAACGCCGAUGGCACCAGCAGUAGCAGUGGUAAGCAGAGAAAGAAAGUUCGAUCGGCGGGGGCGGCUGACGGGCAGAAGGUGCAGCGAGCAUCCGGAGAUGGAGCACCCAGCGAUGGCGGCGAUAGCGGCCUGGCGGAUGACAUCGAUCCGGAUGCGGCGGAAUGGGCUAAACUACGAUGUACCAGCGAGCGGACUGAGGUUAUCGCCGAGCGGGAACACCGGAGGCAGAAACGAUGCGCAGACUAUCCAGGGCUGGCGUUCGGGCGGUCCAUCUUCAGCUCGGACACGAUGAUGAAGUUCAACAUAAUCCGGAACGAGCUGCAUAACAUCAUGAAGACACAGCUGAAACGGGCCGAGUCGGAAGUAGCCGCCCUGAACCGUCGUAUUCAGCUGUUGGAGGAAGAUCUGGAACGUUCGGAAGAACGUCUGGCUUCCGCCACAGCGAAACUGUCAGAGGCUUCGGCGGCUGCUGACGAGAGCGAACGUGCGCGCAAGAUUCUCGAGAACCGUUCCCUCGCCGAUGAGGAACGCAUGGACGCCCUCGAAAACCAGCUGAAGGAAGCCCGCUUCAUGGCUGAGGAAGCCGACAAGAAAUACGAUGAGGUCGCUCGUAAAUUGGCCAUGGUUGAAGCCGAUUUGGAGCGUGCUGAAGAGCGUGCCGAAGCCGGUGAAGGCAAGAUCGUUGAGCUUGAGGAGGAACUCCGCGUUGUCGGUAACAACCUGAAGUCGCUGGAAGUGUCGGAAGAAAAGGCUAACCAACGUGAGGAGGAGUACAAGAACCAAAUCAAGACCCUCACCACUCGUCUAAAGGAGGCUGAAGCCCGUGCUGAAUUCGCUGAGCGUUCCGUUCAGAAGUUGCAGAAGGAGGUCGACAGACUCGAAGACGAACUGAUUAUCGAAAAGAUCCGCUUUGCCGAGAUUGGCGACGAUUUGGACUUUGCCUUUGUCGACCUCAUUCCGGGUGUCGAUCCGAUCUGGACCGAUCGACGUCCGAAGCCGAAGACCCCGCCUCCACCGCCGAAGCUGCCGACUCCACCACCACCGCCACCGGCAACGAAGGAGGCCGAAGUGGCUGCAGGUGCUGCUCCUCCAGCCGAAGGUGCUGCGGAGGCAGCCCCAGUGGAAGCUGCCAAACCGAGAACUCCAAGCCCGUUCGAUCUACAGAAGCACUUCCCACCGGAAGCAGCCGAAGUGCCAUACGUGCGCUCGGCAUCCGGAACUACGCCACCGCGAGAUGUCGCCGCCGAAACGGCAGCUGAAGCAGAAGCGCAAGCUGCAGCCGCGGCAGCGGAAGCUGCUCAAGCUGCUGCUGCUGCUGCGGCAGCCGCAGCUGCUGCCGCGGCCGCUGCCGAAGCGGCACCACCAGCUGAAGCAGCUGCACCUGCUGAAGGUGAAGCACCCGCGCCGGCUGAUGGUGCCGCUGAGGCCGCUCCUGCUGAAGAUGCCGCGCCGGCGGAAGCUGCCCCUGCUGAUGCUGCCCCCGCUGAGGCUGCCCCAGCUGAGGAAGCGCCCGCGUCCUAAGCCAUGCCAUCAAAAUAUCGCUUUUUCUCACUCUCCUGACUCUCUUUAUUUUCAUUUCUUCCGUUUAACUUUCUUUUAACGUAUUUCGCACGAUGGAUGUUAUUGCGCUGCCCUAAGAACACACUAAAUAUGAAUGGUUCUUCUUCCUACCGCAAUAACCUAUCUAAAUGUCAGAAUGUUACGUUUAACUGUCUCUUUUUAAUUUAAUUUUUCAAAUAAAAAAUAAUUGCUUGAUUUAUACAAUAACGUUUUUAGUUCACUGGUAUGAAAGCCCUCGCGUUUCAUAGUAGUUUUAUCGAACCCGAGCCGAAAACGAACGAAAAAGAAACAACCUACUUCGAUUGUGCCGAGUUGCGACGGAAAAGUGCGUAAGACAAGAAAAGGUCCAUGUUAUUAUGUUUGCUAAGGAUGAAAUUUAACUGCCGGAAAAUUGCGAGUUUUAAGUAUUUAUUAAUUCGGGAAUAGCUGUUACUUUUAGACGUAAUGAUACAUAUUCAUUAGGGGAACCCGGGGCUGUUAAGACAGUAGGGGUAAUUCGGACCCCCUCGAUUUCUCAGAAAAUAGCAGGAAUUUCUGACUAUCGUACAUAUUAGCGGAACCGCUAUUCUGAAACAUUAAUUUUGAGAGCUGAAUUUGAUUCAUUGUUCUUUGUAGAAAAAGGACACAACAUGUUUCGUUAUUUUGCCAUUCUCAAAACGAAAAUCAUUAUAAUUAAAAAACAGCGAUUAAAUCAAUAAAUAGAAGUGAAAAAAUAAUUGGUAAGUUUUUUGGAAAGCUUGAGGUUCCUAGUUUAUGGAAUAAUUUUUGUUUGGGUGAAAAUACAGAUAUUUUCAGGACGCUCACCACUUUUGUGCGAAAUGAGCGUACGGGGCUAUUCGGGACCCCCUAUUCCGUCAACCACCGUUCAGCGGCUUGCGGCUGCGCACACGCCACAGCAAAGAAAAUACAUGGGCCGCCAAUCGACAGCUGUGACUUACCAGAUAAAGUUUUUGUAAAGCAAUUUAUUUAUUUAUUGCUUUUAAAGGAGUGUCUCUUAGAAAUAUUUCAUAGAUAAACAUAAUUCCAUUGUAAAAAAAAUUAAAGAAAAAUUACGGUCUGAAUUGCCCCGUAGGAAGGUCCGAAUUACUCCUACAUUGUAAAAGGAUGGAAAAAUGUAGAGGUUUGCAAAUCGUCGCCUAGUGCUGCUGUUGAGUGGAGCAAAUGAAUCUUUUACGGCACCAAAAUGUAGCUGAGGUUUCAAACUAACAAUUAGGACCUUUAAUCAGUAAACUUUUUCACAUCUAUCCAUCUAAAAGGGCGAUUUGCUUAAGUAGGUCCGAAUAGCCCCGGAUUCCCUUAUGUAUUGUUUAAUGUAGAUAAAUAUAAAAUGAAAAAAAAAACUACGAGCUUUAGCGACUUUGCAAACUGCGCAUCAAAUUUUCGAGUAAUAAGUGUUAGACUACCACCAGUUUUAGAAAUUCAGGAUCCCUUGAAUCACUUGGAGCUUAGUCAUCUAUAGAUACAAUAAUUUGAACAAAGACUUCACAAAUCUCUAAAAGCAACCGUGAUACUUGUUCAGAAUACUGUGCGCACCUACCUACUAUGCCGCCAUGUUUUUGAGACCAAGAUCUAAAAUUUCAGGUUAGGGCCGGUUCGUACGAACGAAUACAGAAUUUGUGAUGUUUGACAGACUACCCAUAAACAUCGACAAGUUUGUACCUGUGUACAAGAUUCCGUGCACGCGUUCAACCUAAAACACGCUUCCUCUCGAUGUACAGCUUCACCUCGAACAUUGAGCCCAAGCGAACGAUGUACAAACUCUAGCUCAAACAUCCGUGUACGUACACCGGGUGCGUACAGGUGCACGAUUCGCACAAGGCAAAAAUAGUCAAAGCUAGUGAUGAUGAGAGUGAGAAAGAGAAAACUAUUUAAUAUGAGCACAGAACCAAGGCGAACAUUGUGAACGAUGUUCAUUUGGGAAGACUGGUGUUUGAAUUCGAUUGAUUCUUGGUAAUCGAAUCCCAGCAUAAUUUCAUUCAGCGUACUUAAGCCAACCAUGCAACUACCGGCUCCCCAAAUAAGCAGUCACUGAUGUGCAAAAAUGAUUUCAUUAGAGUUUUCUACGUGGUGUACUCAGUUAACUUGUGUUACUGCCGGAAAUAACGUUAAUUUUCCAACAUUAUUUUUUUGUUUACAUUCUGAAUAACAGAUUUCGAAAGUUCUGUGCAGAGUGGUAAAAUAUCUUUCGUUUGUUAAUUUGGACGUAAACGCUAAUCGAUUUUCAAGGCCGGUUGCGGAAACGGAAAUAACAUUUCUGCGUGCUAGGAAUCGCUUUGAGCGAAGAAAGGUUAUUGUAUUUGUAAUAUGCCACUAGGAAAAUAAAGACUGCACUCGAAUAAUAAAUACAUGAAAUGCAAAAAAUAGGCCUCCAAUCUUUCCCUGAGUCCAAACUAACAAAAAACUUGGUAGAAUAUAGAUAUAUUUUAAUGUUUUGCCAUUUAUUGCUUCGUUGAAUGUUCUCUCACAACUCAAACGCUCACACCUUUACAUGACCCUUUUCAUCAAGUUUUAGGCCUUGGGAUUGUUUAGACAGUUUCAAUCCUACUUUGUUUAAUUCUUUAAAAAUACGAAAAUGAUUUACCAUGGCUCUACAUGUAGCUAGGGCGUAUUUGAAUGGUUGACCUCUUUUGUAGAAUAAAUAAAAUAGAUCUCAGAAGGACAGAAAUAACUGUUGAAGGCGUUUGUCCGUAUAGAACCCAGAUAUGAGCAAGGGCUGACUUUUUCCGGUACACCUACAGAUCGCUUGCCAGACAAAGCAUUUUUGGCGAAUUUCGGCAGUUUUUUCUUUCGUUAUAUCUGCUUCACUUAGACUCAGAACAUUUUAUUUAUUCUGUACCAGCAUUUUUAGCGAUUUUAUUUGAAAUGUUUGGACACCGAUUUGUUUACACGUGUCUCACUGGUAAAAGUUGCGUUUUGAUGCGUGUAGUUAUAAAAAGUUGUACUAGAUGGAAGACGGGAAAUAAAAAUAAAUUCUGCACACCCACGUCAAAAGCUGGAUUGGUUAACUUCAGUGCCCAUUUUUUCCAACAUCGAGCCAUUUGUGCUUCAUUCGGAGUCGUUCUUCCAGUUUUUUUAACUUUCCUUGAUAAAUACCCAAUACGUUUCGAUUCGGGACAGUUUUUUGACUAUCUUGUGAACAAAAUCCACUUUAUUGUCACGGUACUACUAUAGCACUUCUGUAGUAGUAGCUUGCCAGAACUUAACUGGACCUAUGAGUCUUAAUAAAAGCCAUUUUACAUUUUUCUAGGCUUACUCAGCUUCGAGCUCGUCGUCGAGCUUCGUUUUUGUCCGCGUCUGAAAAUUCCUUACCAGAUUAUCAUUUUUUGGGAUAAUUAUCGUCGAAAAACUUGACUUGAAAUUUCAGAGUAUAUCACCCUGUGCUGUGGCCCUGAUAAUACUAAUGUCCAGAAAUCUUCAGAAACUUCAAUAUCCAGCUUUUUCGAAAUAUUUUGAAUUCUUUGAAUUUUUUGACGUGGUUUUGCUGGGUCAAUUUUCUUUUCUCGUCUUUCUAUCUAACACAACUUUUUCAGUACUGUACGUCUCAGGACAAAUCUUUCACCACUUAAAUAAUUGCAUCCAACAAGUCGCGGCUGAUCAUUCCAAAUUCGAUCAGUAGGGGCACUGCUAUAGAAUAAAUAAAAUUUCCAGAUUCUAAGUUUUUGGUUCUAGUUUCUAAGGUUUUCAGGUUAGCAACAGUGCUCAAUGAUUGGAGUGGGAUAACUUGUAUUCACUGCAUCUGAAUUGUAUUCAUAUUGGAAGACGAAUGGUGCUAUUUCUGUUGAAGCGAUUCUUUUUUAGACUUUGUUUUAGAUUGAUUGUUCAUUGAAUGAUUGUGGUAAUGGAGGCUAUGGUCCAGUGUAGUAAAAUUCAAUCGAAAUUCAUAAUAAUUUAACACAUCAGUUGCUCUUGAUCUGAAGUUCAGUUCAUGUCUUUUCAUUCACCGUCGCUUUUAAAUGAGUCACAGUUCAUAUUCAAGCUACUUCGUUUGAUCCUCUUAAAUGAAUAGAUGUCGUUUUCAAUUGACCCAGUGAGCAUCAGUCAAAUGAGAUCCGGGUAUACGGUUGAACUCGUUCAAAGUCGAAGAUGAUAGGUACCGGAAAUUAUGGUUAUAGUCAUUUUAAAUUAAAAAAUGAGGGCAACAUGGAUAUCAUUCAAAAGGAGGCCAUUUUGAAAUCCGAGAUGGCGGCCUUCGGCGAAAAAAGCUAUCAAUAUGGAUAUCGUUUGAAAGGGGGUGGUAUACAAUUGCCGGAAAUUUACGAAAUCCAGGAUGGCGGCUUCCGGUUACCACAAACCAGUGAAAAUAACUAUCAAUAUAAGUAUCAUUUAAAAGGAAGUAGUCAUCAAAUGCGGGAAUUUGAUGGUUUAGGCCAUUUAGGUAACCACCGAAGUGAACACCAUCAUAAAUGUAGGUAUCGCUUGUGAAAGGCUGAUCAGUAGAUGACGCAAACUGAUGAUUGAAUACAUUUUGUAAUCCAGGAUGGCGAAUUUUGGUUACUAAAAAUCAUUAUAUCCACCAUUAAUAUGGGAAUAAUUUGAUAGAUGGAAGUUAGGAGACGGAAAAUUAUGAUUGAAGCAUUUUUGAUAUUUAAGAUGACAGCUUUCGCAUAACUUCGAAACGGAGUAUUUUUGAAAGGGGAAAGAAAGCAGAUGUUGAAAAUCGAGUCAUUUCCAAAGUCAAUUUGUCGACUUCCGCUUAUCAUCCGUAAACGUGAAUAGUUCUUGGAAACUAUUUUUACCUAGCCGCUCUGAUUACGUUCAAAUCAGUAUCCAGCAGUUAUACAAAAUAUGUGUUAAUCAUAAGUAUAGCUCGCACUGAAUUAAUGCUUGGCUAAAUGAUCAGGAGUCAGAUCACCAGCCAUCUCAAAAAAAUUAGACCCCAUGAUAAACUGCAUUAAAAAUUAUCUUUGCGCUGUAUGAAUUUAUUAUCUUGGUCGGAGUUGUUUUCAUGUCAGUGAGUGUUCAUUCAUAUUCAUUUGAGUGUAGUUCAUUGGAAUGGUUUACUUCCAUAAGCUGAGACCUUGUUAAUGUGAUGUUUUCAAUAGAAACUAAACAGGCAAAAACGUCAAAUGACCAGAAGCUGUUAUUCAAUUGACAGUGAAGCAGCGGAAGUCAACUGAUACAGUGGCGGUAUGCUUAUAGUGAAUGACUUGCAGUUUCACUUUAAACAUAUAUUUUCGUUUGAAAUUGACUUUUUACCGCACUGGUCUGGUUCUUACAUUUUUCCAGUUCCAGUCGAUUGAUUUGUAUUAACAUUUCAAUUGGGAAACGUUAACUAGAAUCUACCACUACUUUUGAAAGCGAAAAGCUCCAAAUAAUGCAUAAUCCCGCACCUACCUCUCGUUCGUAAACAGGAAUAAUUAAGUUUUAUAUCGGAACCGUUUUGAUAACAUUUUAAAUUUUCUUUGCUGCUUCUUUACGAGAAGGACCAAACGAAAAUAAAUUCAUGAAUGAAAGUCACCAAUUGGGACCUGGGUUAAUGCAUUUAAUUUUUUUUAACUUUGUUGCGUCUGAACAGAGUCUUUUCGCUGAGAUCUGGCGUCACAAUACGUGGCACACGACCAUACAACAUGCUCGAUCAGGGAUGCCAAGUGUUUUUCCAAGAAGUCCGUAAUAAUUUUCGAAAAAGUCUGGAAUUGUCUGGAUGGCCUAUUUUUUUGAAACAGCUUGAGGAUUGAAUUUGAGGCUAUGAGCUUUCAGCAUCUUGGAUUGUUGAAAUUUCCAGCUGAUGCAAACUCAACAAAAUUUAUUCGCUUUUAGCGAACAAAAACUGUGCCAUUUUGUGUUUCCAGCUAUUCUAAAAAGUUUUGUUUUCAAAAUCGUAGCUCGAAAAGUGGUUUAAAAAUCAACGAUGCAUUUUUGUAUCUCACUUUGUUAUUUUUCAAAUUGUCUGGAUAAAUCUAGACAAAUUUUCUGAAAUCUGGAUCAGAAAAACAUAAAUCUGUAUGUCUGGACGACGCUUAAAAAUCUGGAAGAAUCCAGAUACAUCUGGAAGGUUGGCACCCCUGUGCUCGAUAUCGCUAUAACCAUCACAACAACAAGCGACCUUCAUUCGCUCAAUAGGCCGCAGAUGUGCAUAAGGCUGCACAAAAAAACAAUGUUCGAAUACCUUGGCAGAAAAUUGGUAGAAAAUUUGUUCAAUAAAAUUUUAAAAAGGUUUAUAAAAUUUUAUAAAAAUGACUACACAAUUAUUUUUCCCCUACUGUCCGUGAUGAAGCAAUGAAAAGGGCUUAAAACAAAGAUUUUUUGGUACAGCACUAAGAAUAUUCCACGAUUUUCGGUAAGUGAUGUUCAGGUUUUACCGAAAUUAUAAUCUCACUAAGAUAGGGCUGUAUGAGACGAUGCAUUAUUUGUCCUAGUGAAUGGACUCGUCGAAUGAGAAAUAUUUUGUUACAGUUUGGCGGAAGUAAUUGAUCAGGAAUUGUACGAAGCUCAUUCCUCAUCAAAUACAGUUAAAUGAGAAGCAUCUAUUAUAUCUAUGGGUUUAUACGAAGAAGGAAUAACGGCAUAAACUGGGUGCGAAAGUUGAGCUGGACAAGCCUCUCAAAAUUUGAAAUCAGCUAUGGUUUCUAAAAUUAAUUGACAAUCGAUAUAUCCCAAUAUCGACAUCUACCAGAACAUUAACCCUCAUAGGAUGAAUCGUAUAAACGACACCGAAAUUAAUAUGCUGAUAUUUAAAAAUUUUGGUUAUUGUGCAGAGAAAGUUGAUCUUUGAUCAGUAUUGCUGUUUCGAUUAUUCAAAGUAACGUCUCCAAGUACCUUAAGAACUUAAUCGUAUAUCGAGAAAUUAUUAUGAAAAAAACCUGAGCGAAGGUUUUAACCAUUAGUGGUAACUGUAAUUGGGUUUCAUCACUUUUCCCAUAAAAUGCGACUCGUUUAGAUUAUAUCGUAGAGAUACUCAGCUGAAGGAACUCAGGGAUAUACAUUGUCGUAGAUAUCUUGCAAUGGUCCUUGCCGGUUGGCAGCUUUUGAUUCUGUAACAUAGACUAGUUCAUCAUCUCCAAGUAGCUCUAACAUACAGAAACUGCCAAGGCAGUUGAUAAUGUUUUUAACGAAUGCGUUGUAUAGAAGAGAGCUUAGAAAUGAGUGCUGGGAAAGACCCACAUAUCCGACCCAACACCGCACAGCCCCUUAAAGAGAUUACAAAUAUUAUCCGUGCAAAUUUCACAACCAUAGAAUGUUUUCAAUAACCCAUAAAUAUACCGAACAAUGGUCACCAUGCGAAAACUUGGUCACCAUGCGAAAACUGCAUAGGUUUUUCAGGCAAUAAGUUGCGAUUGGUCAAAUAUUACGCUGAUGCAGCUUCUCUGAUCAAAAAUUGGUAGAAACUGAGCCAAAAGCUUCUUCACCCAAACCUUUCUUUACGCCAUUUUUGUGAGCAUAGACCAUUUGAAGUUUUGUUGAAAGCAACGUAAGUUAAUCUUUAGUCUCUUUCCUGUGUGGAAGCCAUUUGCUUCGAUUAAGUUGUAGUGGUGGAACAUUAUCGUUUUCUCGGAGGAUUUCGUAUGAGACAACAGCACAGCAUUUCAAUCGGCCGAUGCAAGUUAUGAUUGGAUUCUGGCCUUUCGAUGGGGUUGUCAAUCACGAGGUUCAAGGUUACCCCUUUUAAUAAACUUUUUAAGUAUACUCAACUAGCGUCGUUUCGCAGCAUCUAAUUUUUUUUUUAAUAAAUUGAACUAGAUUCUGUCUUGGUACGCGGGGCUGUUGUAAGCUUUUUGUGCCUGAGCUUUUCUCUGCGCUUUUCACAUUUCUCAGUUUGUUCACCAAAAUUUUACAUCAAAAGUGACAAUACAUAUUUUAUGUCACAUGCCAAAAUAUGUAAAAUUUAAUUAUCUAUCAGAAAAAUACGUUGUAAUAUUAUUACGUCAAAUGUAAUAUUCAUUUUUUUUCUCAUUGUUAUUUACAAAAUAUGUUUUGUAUUGUGUUUCGACUUCAUCUUUUAAUAAACUGACACCUUUUUAAUACCAGACUAGAUCCAAAACCAAAACCCGAUUUGUGUUCCUAAACACACAAUUGGUCAAGCGUGAUGUAUUAAAUUAUUUAUGGGAAUUAAAUAGCAUUCCAAAUAUCAAUUAAGUAUCAUGUCGUCAUGAUGUUUUCAAAACUCUAAAGCAACGAAUUUAAACAUGUUGGUUAAGGUAUAUUUUGAUUGUAGUAUGGAUCUUGCGGAAUAUAAGCUAGUGCUAGAUAUUUAGUUAUGUUUAUUAGUCAAGAAAUUUUAGUAGAGUUUUCCGUAGUCUUGCUAUUAUUCCCCGAAUCGUACGUUAGUUGGCAGGUAAAUAAUGGCUAGGUCAAUUGUAUUGUAUCCACUUUUCCGAGCACUUUUCCGUCGCAACCUGCACUCAUCAGCUCCGUAAAACGCCAGGUUCGUUUCGUUCUUAGCAAUCACACGAAUCCACCACCAAUGGGAUCGGAAACUCCUGCGGAUCUUUUUUUGGAAUGGCUUACAUUUAAUUACAGUUUACUUCCAAGCUAGAGUUGUGCUUUCCUAACCUCACCGCCACUAGGUAACGUUACAAUUUUAUUAUUCAACUUUUUGACUAUAUUUUCUCCAACUCCAGAUAUGUCGUAUAUUAGUUCUGAUUGUUUCUUUCUUUUGUAUUCCCACUUCAUUUUUACCAUCGUUAUUCCUUAAUCCCCCAACAACAUCCCUUAUUUCCCAAAACCUCUCACAACCACCCUCGCAC